UGAAAAUCUCGCGAGAUUUCCCCCCACCCCCAACUCUCGCGCGAUCUCGCCGCUCGUCGUCAUGGCGACCGCGGUCAUGGCGGCGUUCUUGUCUAGGCCAAGGCUCUUGGCGGCUGCGCGGAGUCUCGGAGGAGGGUCACGCUGGAAGUCGUCGGUGUCGUAUCUGUCGCGAGCGGACUCGCCACGCCUCGCCUACUCGCUCAGCGCGGGCAAAUCCCCCGGCGUGGUCUUCCUGCCGGGGUUUGCGUCCAGCAUGGACGGGGCCAAGGGCACCGCCCUGCACGACUACUGCCACUCCGUGGGGCACGCGUACACCCGGUUUGACUACACGGGUUGCGGAGCGUCGGAGGGGGACAGCUCCCACUGGGGGAUGGGGCAGUGGAAGAGCGACGUCCUCACCGUGCUCGACCAGCUCACCACGGGGCCACAGAUCCUGGUGGGCUCCAGUCUGGGCGCGUGGCUCAUGGUGCUGGCGGCUGUGGCACGCCCCGAGCGCGUGGUCGGCCUGGUCGGUGUGGCCAGCGCCCCGGACUUCCUCCAGCGGGUCUACAGCUCGCUCACUGACGAGGAGCGUGCCGAGGCCCAGCGUACCGGAGAAUUUCGCAUCCCCCACUCCCCACCCUCCUCGCCCGCCCCCUCGCCCACCUCGUCGCCGUCCAAAACCCACGUCACGAUCCCUGUCGCCGCGGUGGUGGAGGCCGCCAGGCACAGCCUUCUGGUAGCGCCGGCCCCGGCCCCGGCCCCGGCCGCCUCGACGGCCGACCCGGCCGCCCCGCCGCCCCCGCUGCCCCCGCUGCCCCCGCUGCCCCCGCUGCCCCCGCUGCCCCCGUUGCCCGUGCGCUGCCCCGUGCGGCUGCUGCACGGCCUCGCCGACGAGGUGGCGCCCUGGCAGCUGGCGCUGCGCCUCGCGGAGCGGCUGGCCUCCGCCGAGGUGGACGUGGCGCUGAGGAAGGGCGCCGGGCACCGCUUCAGCGAGCCGGCCGACCUGCGCCUCCUGGCCAGCACGCUCGACGACCUGGUGGACAGGCUGACGACACACACGUAGCGGGGCUGGUGGGGCUGGUGGGGCUG
Petromyzon marinus (sea lamprey) is the source of this 1071-nucleotide messenger RNA. RefSeq names its product abhydrolase domain containing 10, depalmitoylase (gene ABHD10). The record is from RefSeq and is a predicted model, not a curated record. Gene Ontology annotation, biological process: protein depalmitoylation. Lineage: Eukaryota; Metazoa; Chordata; Hyperoartia; Petromyzontiformes; Petromyzontidae. Gene Ontology annotation, molecular function: hydrolase activity, hydrolyzing O-glycosyl compounds; palmitoyl-(protein) hydrolase activity. Gene Ontology annotation, cellular component: mitochondrion.